AUGAUGCGCUCUUCGUUCGUGCAUAAGGCGGCCGCCGCAGCGGCUGGUGGGGGUAUGACCGCCACCUCUAGCGAUCCCAAGAUGUCGUCGCUGCACAAGCUUCUCACUGGGGAGGUGCAGUUCCGCAACAACGCCCUGCUGAAGGCGUGCAACAUUGAGCACAACUUCGGUGCCAAGUGGAAGUCCGACAUUGAGGCCUACGCGAAGUGCCUGCCGGCGGCCGAGAGGAGCUCUCUGGAGCGUCAGGUCGCGCGCGUCAUGCUGACGCGUUACACGACUCGGGAGCUUGCCGAGUACUGCGGCGAGGGCCCGGAGCACGUGGACGCGGUGGCGCGUGAGGCGAACAUCGCACAGGCUAAGGCGUAUGCGCAGAAAAAUGGCGCCGACAAGCUGGAGGCCUACGUGAAAGCCGAAUCCAAGAACGCCGGCUGGUCUGAAGCCGACACAAAGAGCUUUAUGGAUGCCGUAAAGGCGGCCAAGUGA
Leishmania mexicana MHOM/GT/2001/U1103 is the source of this 483-nucleotide messenger RNA. RefSeq lists its product as hypothetical. The transcript has a single exon. The record is from RefSeq and is a predicted model, not a curated record. The coding region runs from base 1 to 483 and encodes 160 amino acids. NCBI's taxonomy places the organism in Eukaryota, Euglenozoa, Kinetoplastea, Trypanosomatida, Trypanosomatidae.